This is a messenger RNA of Condylura cristata (star-nosed mole), 1007 nucleotides long. RefSeq names its product ras homolog family member C (gene RHOC). The record is from RefSeq and is a predicted model, not a curated record. Bases 5 to 586 code for a protein of 193 amino acids. Gene Ontology annotation, molecular function: GTP binding; GTPase activity. Lineage: Eukaryota; Metazoa; Chordata; Mammalia; Eulipotyphla; Talpidae. Gene Ontology annotation, biological process: small GTPase-mediated signal transduction. The transcript has 4 exons. Gene Ontology annotation, cellular component: neuron projection.
AGCCAUGGCUGCCAUCCGGAAGAAGCUGGUCAUUGUGGGGGACGGUGCCUGUGGGAAGACCUGCCUCCUCAUCGUCUUCAGCAAGGACCAGUUCCCAGAGGUCUACGUUCCCACAGUCUUUGAGAACUACAUUGCAGACAUAGAGGUGGAUGGCAAGCAGGUGGAGCUGGCUCUGUGGGACACGGCGGGGCAGGAAGACUAUGACCGCCUGCGGCCUCUCUCCUACCCGGACACUGACGUUAUCCUCAUGUGCUUCUCUGUCGACAGCCCCGACAGCCUGGAAAACAUUCCCGAGAAGUGGACCCCGGAGGUAAAGCACUUCUGCCCCAACGUGCCCAUCAUCCUGGUGGGGAACAAGAAGGACCUGAGGCAUGAUGAGCACACCAGGAGAGAGCUGGCCAAGAUGAAGCAGGAGCCCGUGCGGUCUGAGGAGGGCCGGGACAUGGCAAACCGCAUCAGUGCCUUUGGCUACCUCGAGUGCUCGGCCAAGACCAAGGAGGGGGUGCGGGAGGUGUUUGAGAUGGCCACCCGGGCCGGCCUCCAGGUCCGCAAGAAUAAGCGCCGGAAGGGCUGCCCUCUUCUCUGAGGCCUCCCAGAGAAGGACUCCCCUACUUCCUUCCCUCUGCCUUCACGGGGCACAGAAACUACCUGUCCUCCCCAGGUCGCAUCCUCUUAGGGCGUCAUGCCAAAGGCCCCUCCGGUUCCCUCCAGCCCAGGACUGCAUGGCGUUGCCCCAGCCCCAGAGAACAGUGUGGUGCUCUGGCCCCCCCUGGGGCUCUGGUAACUGGGCCUCUGCCCCUCCCUCAGGUGCCCCUUCUCCCUGGCCCCCAGCCAGGCUCUCCAUCCCUUUGGCCUUCCAGAGUUAUCACACACCAGCACUUUAUACACUUCUGGCUCACUAGGGAUCUGGGGUAGGGGGCUGGGAAGGUGCAGCCCAGAGAAGCCCCAGCCCCCCCCCUCCUGUUUCCGGCAUGGACAGGACCUUUUCUCUGGCUGUCCUUGGGGGG